This is a messenger RNA of Sapajus apella (tufted capuchin), 1556 nucleotides long. RefSeq lists its product as uncharacterized. The record is from RefSeq and is a predicted model, not a curated record. Lineage: Eukaryota; Metazoa; Chordata; Mammalia; Primates; Cebidae. Bases 75 to 1529 code for a protein of 484 amino acids. The transcript has a single exon.
ACCCAGGACUAGGCUUGCAAGAUGUCAGAUUUUCUGAUUUGAUCCCAGGGUCAAAGCAUCAAGGUUUCCAACAUAUGCAGAUGACACCAGGAGCUCAGCCUGAAGAUAUAAAGUCUCUAGGUUUUGUGCCGGAGUCAUCUUUGCAGUUAAGCCAAGGGCCAUACGUUGAAGACAUGAAAUCUGUUCUGUCUCCUGAAGAAUCACAGUUUCACAGUAUGAAAUCUGCAAAAUCAACCUUAGAACUACCAUCUCAAAGUGUAAAAUCUGAGGAAGUAAACUUAGGGCCUUGGCAGCAAUAUCUCAGAUUUUCUGAAUUGACUUCAAAGCCAAAGCUGCAAGGUAUCAAAUUUGGGGAUCAAACUCCAGGAUCAGCGUUUCAUAGUGUGAAUUCUGUAGAGGUGGUCCCAGAGUUAGGGCUGCAAGAUUCCAAACUAGCAAAGAUGUCUCAAGGAACUCAAAGUAUGAAACAGGAAGGGCUUAACCCAGAGCUGCAGCUACAAGAUAUCAACAUUUUUGAUUUAGUACCAGGAACUCAACCUCAGGGUGUGAAAUCUUUAGAGUUAAACUCAGGGCCACAGCUACAAUGUGUACAAUUUUUAGAGUUGACCCCAGGGACAGAGAUGCAAGGGGUACCGCCUAUGGCAAUGGCUCCAGGGCCAGAGGGGCAAGGGGUUAAGCCUGAGUUGUUAGUACCAGAGCCACUGUUUCAAGAUGUAAAAUAUGCAGUAGGCAAUCAAGUGCCAAGCCUUGAAGUUGAAGUUUCCAGUAAAUUAGUCUCAGAGCCACAAAUGCCAGGUGCAGAAUCCAUGGAGUUGACUCUGGGGCCACAGUUGCUCAGUGUAAAUCAUUCUGAGUUGACCAGAAAACCACAGUUACAAGGUAUGAUAUCUUCUGGAUUGAUACAAGGACCGGAGCUCCAAGAUGUAAAUCCUGUGGAGGAGAGCCCAGUCUUAAAACUUCAAGGUUUCAGAUCUGAAAAGCUAACCCCAGAGCCACAGCUAGAAGAUAUGAAAUCUGUGGACUUAAUCCCAGGGCCGCAUUUGGGAGAUAUGAAAACUAGGCAGUUAACACCAGAGCCAGAAUUGGAAGAUGUCAAAUCUGUGAUGUUAACCCCAGAGCCACAGGCAGGAGGUGUAAAACUUGAGGAGGUAACCCCAGGCUCAAAGCUCCAGUCUGAGUUGCUGACCUCAGGGUCACAAUUAGCGGAUAUGAAAUCUGUGACCUUAACUCCAGGACCAUGCCUGGAAGGGAUGAAAUCUAUGGAAAUAUCUCCAAGUCCACAGCUGGAAGGUGGGAAAUCUGUGGCGAUAACCUUAGGGUCACAGAGAGAAGAUGUCAGAGCUGUGGAAUUCAUCCCUAAUUCAGAGCUUCAAGGUGUAAAGUCUGUGGAGUUGACUCCAGGCUCAAGAAUUCAAGAUUUUAAAACUGAGGAGUUGGUCCCAGGUACACAGCUGCAAGAUAUGAAAGCUGCAAAAUUAAAAUUUGGGCUAAAGAUGCCAGGUGAGAAGUCUAUGGCUUUUGCACCAUAGCCAUUGCUUCAAGGGGUUAAAUCUAUG